AUGAAUCUUCGUCGUUUAAUGUUCGAUAUGAUGCUUGCUUGGGAAAACCCAGGUUCUGAGGAAGGAUUGCUAAAAAAUAAUUCUACCUUGUGUAAUACCGUGGAGAUUGAAGAUGAAGACGAGGGAUCAAUUUUCUAUGCGAAUUCCACAAGUUUAGCUGUUCAAGUUAACGACAUGAAGACAGUUGGAUUAAGUGCUUUUACACGAAUAGCGCCUUCAUGCCCAAUAAUAGCUGACUUGGUUACUGUCCACAAUCUGUUUGAUGCACUUACAUGUUCAUCUGGUGGCCGGUUACAUUAUUUCGUAUACGACAAGUAUCUCAAAAGUUUAGACCGGGUAUUCAGAUCUAUCAAAGGAGUUAUGCAGUCAUCACUUGCUUCAAGUUUUAAUCUUGAUGCUGGGGAAUGUAUCUUAGCUAUUGAUGGUGACAAGCCUAUUCAUCCUGUACUGCAGCAUAUUGGGAUAUCAGCUUGGCCAGGAACAUUGAUCCUUACAACACAUGCUCUUUAUUUUCAGAGUAUCAGAGUUGGUUACGGUGAUAAGAUUGUUAAAUAUGAUUUAGCAACAGAUUCAAAUCAAGUGAUCAAGCGAGAUUUUACUGGACCAUUGGGUGUUCGUCUGUUUGAUAAAGCUGUGAUGUACAAAUCAAGCACUUUAACAGAACCAAUUUAUUUCGACUUUCCUGAGUUAGGGAGCCCCUCACGAAGAAACUAUUGGUUAGCAAUCACUCGUGAAGUAAUGCAGGUGAAUAGAUUUAUCAGAAAAUUCAACCUUGAAGAUAUUCAGAGAGCAGAAGCACUCUCAAAGGCUGUCCUGGGCAUCUUGAGAUACUCUGCUGUGAAAGAAGCUUUUCAUAUUGCUCCCUCUCACUUUAAGACAACACUCACAUUUAGCUUAGCUGAAAAACUCCCAAAAGGAGAUAUGGUAUUAGAGGCCCUAUACAACAACUACUUCCAACUGUUGGACACUUCAUUGAGCCAUUUGGCAACAGAGCCAGCAGUUGACAAAGCACCGCAGACUCAUUCUGUACCAUUUUCAUUAUAUGCUCUCUCUAGAAUGGGAUUUAACUUGUUGAAUAGAAAAAAUGAAACUGAAAAGGAGAUAAGCUUUUGUGCUGUUUGUGUUGGUGUAACAAAAUCUCUUGAGGCUGCUUUGCAAGAGUCAUUUCUUUAUUCUGAAAGAAUAGAGGCAGCACGUGCUACGGUUGAUCAAGUGAAGGUGGAAGGUCUUGAUGCAAAUGUAGCCCUCAUGCAGGUGUGCUGA
Triticum turgidum subsp. durum (durum wheat) is the source of this 1263-nucleotide messenger RNA. The record is from the annotation of a GenBank genome assembly. Lineage: Eukaryota; Viridiplantae; Streptophyta; Magnoliopsida; Poales; Poaceae.